Molecule: messenger RNA, 1011 nt
Organism: Effrenium voratum
Lineage: Eukaryota; Dinophyceae; Suessiales; Symbiodiniaceae
Source: the annotation of a GenBank genome assembly
GCUGGCACGGGACAUCCUGCACACAUACUCAGCGUCACACGCCCAUGCAGUCAAAGCCCAAAGCCAGGCUUGCCAUGGAUUGGUGAGCACGGCCUCACAUGGUCUGGGCUCAUCGGGUGCCGCGCGCGGACGAGAGUGAUGACACCAGAUUCCAUGCAGCCUCCCAGCACCUUGAGGAGGAGAGAAGAAGGCUGCUGGUGGAUGCGCAGGCCAAGCAGCAGGAGCAGACAGCCCUGGAGGUGGAAGUGAAGCGGCUAAGGAAGGAGCUGGAGCUCCAGCGCUCGGAGACGAAUGAGCAGACCCGCUUCCUGCGGGAGCGUUUAGAGCAUCAGCGCCGGGAAGGGGCGACUUUGGAGCUGGAGAUUCUCAAGGCGCAGAUCGGGGUGUCCGAUCGGAGCGAGGAGUCCAAGGAGGUGAAGCACGAGGUGGAGUGCAAGACCCAGGAGAUCCUGAAGGCGAUGCAGCUGCUGUCCGAUCAGCAGAGAAGCACCUUCCAGCACGUCUCCACCCUCACUUCCGACAUGCUCCGGGCCUGUUCGAGAACUCAAGGCGAUGAGUCAAGAGGUGCAAGCCAUCGGUCGCUCACCAUGCAGCGCCAACCCUCGCCGCAGCCGGCAGCGCCACCAGCGCCAACGACACAACCGGCUCCCCACACGCCGAUGCAGGCGGUGUCGCCUUCCGGGGCGGCGUUGGAGGAGGGCUCGCUGCCGUGGUUUCAGGGGAUGAAAGCCAAUCUGGAGGAGUUUGGAGACGUGGAGGUCUUCCUGGAUCAGCAGGCGCAGGAGUGCAUGAGCUGCUGCCAAGCCAUCGAGGCCGCCUAUCGCGCACGGCCCCGGAAGUGCAGCCAUGUCUUCCACGUGGAGUGCCUCCUGCACUGCUGGAGUGAAGGCAUUUGCCCCGUGUGUGGCACCUCCUUUGCCCCCGAGGCGUGACUGGCCAAAAGCUGCGCAGCACCUUGGGUGGACGUGUAGGCAAGGCGCGACGGGGACUCCGUCGAGGCAGCGCGAAGUG